AUGCUUCCUACUACUUCACUUUUGCUUGCCGGUGCUGGCAUCGCCAAUGCAUACACCAUUGCCGUGGCCGAGCCCUUCAUGCGCAAAAACAUCGAUCCCGUCGUCAUCCCGGGCCAGUACAAGAGCCACAUGCACACCUUCUUUGGUUCCGACGCCGUCACCCUAAACACGAACACCUCUGCCGAGCUCCAAGCAGGUUGCUCAACUGCCGAGAACCCCAAUGACUACUCUUCCUACUGGGUCCCAACUCUGUACGUCAAGAAUGACACCGGCAUGACCCCAGUCCCCUUCUCUCGCUUCAGCGCCUACUACGUCGCCAUCGAAAGCGCUGAGGUCGCCAUCCCCCAAAACUACAAAACCGUUGCCGGAAACUCCAAAGGAACCACACAAGCCGACGUCGAGGACCUCGCCGGCAUCCAAUGGUUCUGUGAGAGCGAUCCCACCGAAGAGGGCAAAGAGGUCGCGGCGUGGCCCACAAAGACGUGCUCCACGCACCUACAGACUCUCCUCCUCUUCCACGACUGCGUCAACGAGCAGACUCUCGAGUCGGCCUACUCGGGCACCCAGAACUGGAAGGACGGCUUCAAGCCCGCCAACCGGUGCCCGGAAGGCAUGAAGCGCCAGCCGCAGCUUCGGUUCUCGAUCCGCUACGAUCUGCGCAAGGUGCUUCCAGACGGAUGGAACGGCACGCCGCCUUUCGAGCUUGCGUGCGGUAACUCGUUCUGCUCGCACGGCGACUUUAUCAACGGGUGGUUGCCCGAGGCUGCUACCAAUAUGCUCAAGGCGAACAGCAAGAGAGACUUUGCGGGUGUCGAUGGGCCUGAUGGAAAGUACAAUGCUGGUUCCAAGUGCGGCGCCGAGAACGCGAGGGACGCCGAUCCCAACAAUGGCACAUCCGAUUACGAUGAGAGUGUCAAGAUGAUGAGCGCCAAGGGCAGCAUUGGUCAGCGCUCGCAGUCUCGUCGCGCCUAA
Colletotrichum abscissum is the source of this 972-nucleotide messenger RNA. RefSeq lists its product as uncharacterized. The record is from RefSeq and is a predicted model, not a curated record. The coding region runs from base 1 to 972 and encodes 323 amino acids. The transcript is spliced from 3 exons. NCBI's taxonomy places the organism in Eukaryota, Fungi, Ascomycota, Sordariomycetes, Glomerellales, Glomerellaceae.